Centruroides sculpturatus (bark scorpion) is the source of this 1845-nucleotide messenger RNA. RefSeq lists its product as uncharacterized. Gene Ontology annotation, molecular function: nucleic acid binding. Lineage: Eukaryota; Metazoa; Arthropoda; Arachnida; Scorpiones; Buthidae. Bases 1 to 1845 code for a protein of 614 amino acids. The transcript has a single exon. The record is from RefSeq and is a predicted model, not a curated record.
AUGUGGAAAUAUUUUACUGCUAACAACACUAAAAAAUGGAUAGACGUUUUAGAUAAAUUAAUUAAAAANAAUAUUCAUUGGUUUACUACAGAAAAUAUAGAAAUAAAAUGCUCAGUAGUCGAAAGAUUUAAUAGAACUCUAAAGACGAAAAUGUGGAAAUAUUUUACUGCUAACAACACUAAAAAAUGGAUAGACGUUUUAGAUAAAUUAAUUAAAAAUUAUAAUAACUCUUAUCAUAGAUCAAUAAAAAUGACUCCUGUACAAGCAAGUAUAAAAGAUAUGGAGAGAUAUAUGUCAUUUACUAAGAAAAUUGGAAAAAUGAAACUUAGGCUUAUAGAUUCAUUUAGAUUUAUGGCUAGUAGUAUUGAUAGACUCUCCAGUAAUUUGAAAAAAGAACAGUUUAGAGAAACAUCUAAGUUUUUCCCUAAUCAUUUAUUAGAUUUAGUUAUAAGAAAAGGUGUUUAUCCUUAUGACUAUAUGGAUUCGUGGGAGAAAUGUGAAAUGGAUAAACUUCCUCCUAAACAAGAAUUCUAUAGUAUAUUAAAUGAAUGUGGUAUAACAGAUAAAGAUUAUGAACAUGCACAAAACGUAUGGGAAGCAUUUAAGAUUAAGAAUAUGGGGAAAUAUUCAGAUCUAUAUGUGAAAACAGAUGUUUUAAUACUAGCAGAUAUCUUUGAGAAUUUUAGAGAUGUAUGCUUGAAAACUUAUAAAUUAGACCCAGCAUGGUAUUAUACAGCACCUAGAUUAUCAUGGGAAGCAAUGUUGAAGAUGACAGGUUUAAAAUUACAGUUGAUAGAUAAUUAUGAUAUGAUUUUAAUGAUAGAAAAAGGGAUAAGAGGUGGAAUCUCCCAAUGUUUUAAGAGGUAUGGAAAGGCGAAUAACAAGUAUAUGGAAGAUUAUGAUGAAAACAAGGAAUCUAAUUAUUUGGUGUAUCUAGAUGCUAAUAACUUGUAUGGAUGGGCCAUGAGUCAAUAUUUACCAUAUGGGGGAUUUGGAUGGCGUGAGGAAAAUAAUAUUGAUUUCUUCUUGAAUACUCCUGAUAACAAUGUAAAAGGAUAUAUAUUAGAAGUUGAUCUGGAAUAUCCAAAAGAAUUACAUGAUUAUCAUUCUGAUCUCCCUUUAGCUCCAGAGAACAGAAUACCAGAUGGAUCAAAACAAUCUAAAUUAUUAACCACUUUAUAUGAAAAAGAGAAAUAUGUGCUUCAUUAUAGAAAUCUUAAACAAUAUUUUAAAAUGGGGAUGAAACUUAAAAAGAUACAUAGAGUAUUAGAAUUCAAGCAAUCAGAUUGGUUAAAGAAAUACAUAGAUCUGAAUACAGAAAUGAGAACUAAAGCAACUUAUGAUUUCGAAAAGGACUUUUUAAAACUAAUGAAUAACUAUGUGUUUGGAAAGACAAUGGAAAAUAUAAGAAAUCGUGUUGACAUAAGAUUAUGUUGUGACCCAAAAAAAGUAGAAAAAUUAAUCGCAAAGCCUAACUUUAAACGUCGAACCAUAUUUACCGAAAGCCUAUGUGCUAUUCACAUGUAUAAGACAAAAAUAGUCUUUAAUAAACCCAUCUAUGUGGGAAUGAGUAUAUUAGAUCUUUCGAAGCAUUUGAUGUAUGAUUUUCAUUAUAAUGUGAUGAAAUCUGAUUAUCCUGAGAAUAAUCAAUUUGGUAUACCGAGAGUUAAUAAGAAGGUGUUAGGUAAAAUGAAAGAUGAAAAUAAUGGAAAAAUAAUGAGAGAAUUUGUUGGUUUAAGAGCAAAAAUGUAUGCCUUAAAAGUAGAAGAUCAGGUUACAAAGAAUUCAAAAGGAGUAANGAGAAUAAUCAAUAUGGUAUACCGAGAGUUAAUAAGAAGGUGUUAG